This is a messenger RNA of Paramecium octaurelia, 666 nucleotides long. Lineage: Eukaryota; Ciliophora; Oligohymenophorea; Peniculida; Parameciidae. The record is from the annotation of a GenBank genome assembly.
AUGAACUAUAGCUCCUAAAAUGAAUACUAUAUAAGAGAUUCAAAAAUAACAAGUGAGGGUCUUAAUUAAAAGAAACUAAAAUCUCAAUUAUCAUUGGCAAAAUCUCCGUUAAAAGAUAAACGCAAAUUCAUUAAUGAGUCUGAAGGAGCAAUCAAAAAUAGUUAUCAAAUCCAAUUAAACAAUUUUGUUAACCAAGCUCGAGUUGCUCCUUAACCUAUGUUUAAAACCACUGUAUAAAAACAUGGAGUUAUAAAGCAUGUAGAAAGAAUACAUUCUGAAACUUAAAAAUAUCAUCAAAAUUUAUCCAAUAAAAGAUCUGAAAGAAAUAUAUUUUAUAAUAAAUUGAUUUCUGCUUCCACAAAGCGAUCAUAUUAAAAAAUUAAAUAGAACUAUUGCAAGACAAAUGAUAAAACCAAUUGUAUUUCGAGAGCCGAAAUUACAUAUCUUUAAAAUAGCUACAUCGAUGCUAAACCAACUGUUGCUGAUACUUCGCUAUAAAUUAAUCAUCAUCAAAAUAUAUUGAUAAGGAAAAAUAAAUAUUAAAUUAUUUCGUAUGCUAAGAAAGAGGAAAAGUACAACAUAUUGAAUUAAACAGAAAACUAAAUGAAUGAUGAUGAUAGAUCAGAAAAACACGUUCUACCUUUUAAAUCAAAGAGAAAAUUGUGA